CGUUUACUGAGGGACCCAUGGGAACCGAAGAGAAAGAUUGGGUGGACGUGGCCAAUGAACUUCUCUGCAAGUGUCAUAUCAACCUGAGGCUCCAUAGGCUGAGCGACUGUGAUUCUAAUGUGUUUGUGGCUUUGUACGAGGCAAUCUUGGGGGAGAAAGUACCAGAUUACAUAGUAGCCCCAAGGAGUCAAGAGGACGAUAUCCACAACGUGCAGUCCGUGAUUGACUCGCUGGCUUUGGACUACCUUCAGAUUAGCUUGUCUCACAUAACGGGUGAGAACAUUGUCAGAGGGGACAAAGACUCCAUCAAAAACCUUUUAGAAAUCUUUGAUGGUCUGCUGGAGUACCUCACAGAACAAAUCAGUGAAGAAGAAGAGUUGCAAAAUGGAGGUACAGAUUGCAUCAUUGACAAACGGGACAGGGUGUCCCGGGCGUCCAGUGUCCAGUCUGUCGUCCAUUCCAGCAAACACUCGCUGCACUCGUGGAAUGGAGAUGAGUCUGAGUCUACCACAGAACUCAUCCGUCUAGGCGACUCUGCCCAUACGUUCAGCGCGAAAAAUGAAGUACAUUCCAGUAUCCUUCCCACAGCGGACAACCUUUCUAUAUCUUUGGAACCAGACAGCAGUCAAGAUGCGGCGGGUCCCAGAGCCACGUUACUACGGCAACCUCUUCGCUCUGCUAUACCUCUUCAGCCCCCUUAUCAGACCACCCCACAGCGGCCGGAGAGACCCCGUCCGGCAGCCGGCCCCGCCUCUGACACACGUACCAGCCCUAAAGACGGGGAGACUCCCCAGGAGCCUCCGGCUGCUCGCCUUGAAUCCCCCGGGCCAGUGUCUGAUGGCUGUCAACCCAACGGACGUCAGUCUCCAUCUACUCCCCGCUCAGCUGCUGAGAGUGAGAGAUCUGUCUCUUGUCAGAGAAAAGACAAGUCAGGAGAGAGCAAUGAUCAAACAGAGGCAACCGGCGUGGGGCCCAGGCGGGUGUUGUUCCGCACACAGCCAGAUGUGCUGCUACUCUCGUUAAGAAACGAGCUCGAAGGUACAGAGCUGCUGAAUGGACAUGUAGAGGAAGAUGAUGAUGAGGAGGAUGAAGAUGAGGGCCUAAGCUCAUGCUCGUCCUCGGAGCGACAGCGGAACUACAGGAUACACGGACGUCAGAGAGUCAGUGGCAGCAGGUUGGAGGAGGGAGAGGAGUCCUUGACUAGACGCAGUCGGAGGAACAGGAAGGCGGAGCAGGAGUUACACGACAUGUCUGAAAAACUGUCCCGUCGACUCGAGGAGCUGGACCAAAUGCUGAAACGGGCCCUGGGGGAGACAGGAGAGACGACGGAGUCGAAAGAGGAGGAUAAACGCUCCCAUCACAGCGACAGCGUCAUGGAGUGUCGACGACCCGGCAGGUCCACAGAUGAGACCGGCGUGCUCAGACCUCCUCGCACACGCUCCCUGUCUCCGUCUCCUCCCCCUCCCAUCUCCCGCUCCCUCCCGGCCCAGCUGGAGGACACCCUGAUCGCGGAUUCGCGGCGUGACCCGGCGCGCACACAGAGAAAGGAGAUCCGUGAUCUUCAAGGCCAGCGCAGACGUGCUCAGAUGGUGGCCAGUGCCUAUGAGGACGAGCUGAAGAGACUAGAGGAAGAGGAACGAGCUCAAAUGGCCAGUGAGAGAGUGAGAGUGCAGGAUAUGGAGCGUGAGUACAGGGAGGCCGUGUUGAAGGAUCCUCCACGCGUCUCAAAACCAGCUCAGAUCUACAGCUCCAAAAUCACUGCACCGCACCGAUCUCCACGCAGCAGACGACCUCGCAAAACAACCCCGUUGAAGGUAAAGGAGAACGACUUACUGCCUGUUGUCCUGGAGGAGCUUCCCCACCUGCAUCUGUCUCCUCACACACUGAACCGUAUGUGGAAACAGCAGAUGAAACAGGUGGACAGACUCAACGCCCCAGAGAACCAACGCAGACGAAACAAACUCACCAAUCAGGUGGAGGAGGCUCAGAAGAGACAUGACCUUCUAGUAGAGAUCAUCCGCAAAGAGCAGGAACAUAACCGCCGCCUGAAGGACUACAGGGAGCGGGUGCAGCAGCAGAAGUCGGCCCAGAACAAGCUUCGUGAGCAGAGGCAGCAGAUCGCUCGUGCCAAGAAGUACUACAGCGACUACCACGUGCAGCACCGCGCCCGCCUCAUGAGAGCGCGCACGCGCGAGGAGAGAAUGUUUAAGCAGGUGUUUGAGGAGGGUCUGGAGCUCCAGAAAGCCCGUCUGAGAGAACAGCGCGCCUAUGCCAAGGAACAACGAGAGGAGCAUCAGCGUCGCCAUAGAGACGAAAUCCAAGCCAUGGAGAACUACUAUAAGGACCAGUUUUCUUUGCUAGCUGAAACCCUUGCACAAGAAAGAGAAGAAAUCCAGCUACGGAAGAAAGCUCAAGAGAAAGCUCUGCAGAAAAUGAAGAGAGAACUACGUAAUAAAAUGGAGAGAGAAAUCAUGGAACUGCAGAAGAUCAUCAUUCAGAAUGACGAGGACGAUUACUUCCGCGACCUGGAGGUGGAACGUCUCCGUAAACGUGUGCAGAUGGCUUCUUUCCAGUACAACACUAGCUGUCUGCAAUGACACUAGAGCACGGGUAGAAUCAGACCUAAACGCGGGUCUUAAGAUCGGGUUUUUCCCCCGUACCGCACGGUUUGGACCGGACGUAACCCGAGAUGGGACCUGGGGCUUGUUUCUCCCUGGUUUCUGAGACCUUUAAGUUUCCAUGAUCUUCCACACAUUUCCGCUGCUAACUCCACUAAUGCCAACUGAUUCUUCCUUGAACUCUUGAUUGUAAAUUUUAAACGGUUUUAAUCAGUCAUCGUGU
This is a messenger RNA of Chanos chanos (milkfish), 2841 nucleotides long. RefSeq names its product centrosomal protein of 95 kDa. The coding region runs from base 18 to 2597 and encodes 859 amino acids. The transcript is spliced from 21 exons. Lineage: Eukaryota; Metazoa; Chordata; Actinopteri; Gonorynchiformes; Chanidae. Gene Ontology annotation, cellular component: centrosome; spindle pole. The record is from RefSeq and is a predicted model, not a curated record.